Messenger RNA from Haliotis rubra (blacklip abalone), 996 nucleotides. RefSeq names its product NADH dehydrogenase [ubiquinone] iron-sulfur protein 3, mitochondrial-like. The record is from RefSeq and is a predicted model, not a curated record. Gene Ontology annotation, molecular function: NADH dehydrogenase (ubiquinone) activity. Lineage: Eukaryota; Metazoa; Mollusca; Gastropoda; Lepetellida; Haliotidae.
UUCACCUCCCGGUAAUAACAAUCCGUGAAAACAUUCGGUCAACAAAAUGGCGUCAAGGUUGUGGAGAUCCUUGCGACCUAUCGCAACAACUUUGAUACGGAAUCAUGCCAUCUCCCGACCAGCGGUUGUAGCAUCUUCACGAUGGAUGAGUAGUGACGUCAAAGAAACAAGUCCUACGAUACGUCCGACAAACGCUGUGGUUCAGCAACACUUGAAGGACUUCGGUCAGUGUGUUGCUGAAUGUAUUCCCAAGUAUGUCCAGCGAGUGGAAGUGACCAACGGGGAUGAGCUGGACAUCAUGAUCCACCCGGAAGGGGUUAUCCCUGUCCUCACCUUCCUCCGGGACCACACCAACGCACAGUACCUAAACAUCGCAGACGUUGCUGGCAUGGACGUUCCCACGAGAGAGUACAGGUUCGAGAUUAUAUAUAACUUGCUGUCACUCCGUUACAAUUCCCGUGUGAGAGUGAAGACCUACACAGAUGAACUGUCCCCACUCGACUCCUCUUACGAGGUGUACAAAGGCUCAGACUGGUAUGAGAGAGAGAUCUGGGAUAUGUUUGGUGUGUUUUUCGCCAACCAUCCUGACCUGAGACGUAUCCUCACCGACUAUGGUUUUGAAGGCCAUCCUUUCAGAAAGGACUUCCCCCUUUCAGGCUAUGUAGAGGUACGUUACGAUGAUGAAGCAAAGCGUGUGGUCAUCGAACCUAUUGAGAUGGCCCAGGAAUUUAGGAAGUUUGAAUACGCCACCCCCUGGGAGACCUUUGGACCAUUCAACAAGGCCAACAAGGAAGAAGUUCCCAUCAAAGAAGCCCCAGCACCAGAGAAGUGAGACGUUUUCUGUAGUAGGAAAUCUGCUCUAUGUAAAUAUGUGUGUCCAGUUCUAGUGGUCAAAGUUUCAUUCACACUGGUUUCAUCCAUGAGAGGCUUCAUAGAUGAGAUGCCUGUUGUUUAGGAUGUACAUAAACAAAACGUGAAUUAAACAUCUUAACACUG